Lolium perenne is the source of this 2304-nucleotide messenger RNA. NCBI's taxonomy places the organism in Eukaryota, Viridiplantae, Streptophyta, Magnoliopsida, Poales, Poaceae. The record is from RefSeq and is a predicted model, not a curated record.
AUGGCUGAAGAUGGGAUUGGUCAUUGGGUUUCCAAGGAUCGUUUUGCUGCAAAGCGUCUGCAUGCUCUUGCUGCAGAGCUCGAUGGUCCGAAGAGACGUAUUAUUGAAGAGCAGAGUGCAUUUAGAGCAUUGUUGAAUGUAUCUCCAUUCAACAUUCCUAAUGCUCUAAUAGACUUUGUUGCCUCUCAUACUAGCCCUGGUUUGCGGGAGUUCAAGUUCCACAAGAAGAGGAUAGUUUUCACAAAAGAUAUGGCUUGUGAUGUUACGGAUGACCUCACCAUUAUCGGAACAUGGGAUCUUCUAUGUUUGGCUACGGUUAUUGCCCCCGGUAGCGCAAAUCCGAUUAGCCUUGACUAUUUGGACUGUAUGUUGGACCCUCGGAGGACUCACGAGUUUGCAUGGGAUGAACACUUGCUUGAGUUAGCAAUGCAGGAGGUUACAAAAAUCAAUAGCAAGACAGCAGAGGUAGUGGUACCAGGAAAUGCUAGGAAAAAUGAGUUUUGGAUCACUGGACCGUUCGCCCUUCUAGCUGUUGUCUACAUGGAUCACCUUGAUUUUCCACCAAACCAACAUAUCAUUAACUACUCAAUUCCUAGAGUAUGUUUUGUGACCAGUAGUGAUUUCAAGUUUGUUGUCCAAAAUGAUGCUGAUAGGAAGAUCCUGAAUAAUAAGACUGUUUUUGGAAGGCGUCCGUUUCUUGAACUGUCAAACACUCCUUAUGGAGUUGCUGCUUUUUCCAACCGUCAUCAUGUUGAGGAGCCUGUUGAGCAGCCUGUUGAAGAAUCUGAAGUGAACCCGUCUGCCUCGCUCAAUGAAUGGCUUGUGUUUCCUACUAGUCAGGAUCUUGAGGUUCCAGCUGCGUACAAGCAUCUGUAUGAGAAACACAGGUCUAUUUAUGGUCGUGAUCUUGACACCACUCUCAAGAAUUUUGGUGUUGGUUUGAAGCAAAUGCAUUCGCAGCGCAUGGCAGCUUUGCUUAUUGACAUAGAUGCAGCAAAGAAAGAAGGUGAUGGUCCUAGUGUGCAUUUCCCAAACGGAGGUGGAGUUGAAGAUGAAAAUAUGGACGGUGCUGACAGACAUGAUGAUGAAGGUACUUCCAAUCAUGAUGAUGAAGAAAUCCCGGCAGCUGAUUCUGAAGAAACAGACAAUGACGAGUUUGUUGUCGAAGCAAGGGCUGCUGUCAUGGACUCACGCACACUCGUCGUGGAUAUGCCGCAAUCUGCUGUUCUGUUGGAUUCUUCUACUGGUGGAGAUGUUGCUGGUGAACAGGUUUCUGUUGACAGCCCUGUGAUGUCACCUAUAAACUCACCAUUUGCUCGUAUACCGGAGGGUAUAUCUGUAGAAGCUUGGAAUAGAGCCCCUGACCCUCCAUCAAUGGAUCUAUUCUCUCAGGAUCCAGAUGAAGUUGUUGUGUCUGAAGAUCAAAUCACUAUUCCUGCAGAAGAAAUUACUCCGCCUGCUGAUGUUCCUUCUGUAGUGAAGCUAGACGACACAUCUUCUGAGCAGCCUAAAGUUAUGGAGGCUACAACACCACCCAUACCAUCCAGGGAUGCUGAAGAUCACUUGGGCGAGAACGUGUCACCGCAACAUCCUACAAACACAGGUGCAGAUGUUUCAGUUAUUAAGAGAGCUAGACUUGUUGCUGCCGAUGGCAAACUAAGUCUGAUUGCUGGUAUUCCUUUAAAUGUGGGCUCAACUGUUCUUGUGGCUGAAAGAAGCCCUUCUCCUUCUGAUGUUGCUGCAGAUGUUGUCACCAAAGAUGCUAGUACUGGUGCUAAAACUGUUGAAAAGAAAACUAGGUACAAGAGGGCUGCCAAGGGUGAACUCUCACCUCCGAAGCUGAAGAAGAUUAAGGUCUCUCAAGAUGUUGUGCGUAAGUACGACAAAUAUGUUUCACAUGGACAGAAAUUCAAGAGGAAGAAGAAGAAUGAAGUGUCCAAAGAGUUUCUGAAGAUUGGUCGAUUCUUUUGCUCGUACAAGUCCUUCGUUGGAGCUCUUCAUCCACGCCAAUAUUUGAGCAACGUUGUGAUGGCAGUUUGGACAGAGAAGUUCAAUCAUCCAACAAAAGCAAGUGCUGAGAAGAAUCCCCGAAAUCACAAGAGAUAUGCUUUCUCUCCGUACUUUGCGUUCUCCAACUUCGUCCGGACUGCAAACGAGUCCAAAGUUUCAUGGGUUGACUUUGGGAAAUUCAAGGAAAUCACACUGACCAUCCACGAGCAAGACACUUUGUAUGAUCGUGGAUUCUACAGACAUUCUUUACAUGGAGCACUUCAAUGGGAAAGUCAUGCCAAAUUUCGAGAAUGA